This is a messenger RNA of Cricetulus griseus (Chinese hamster), 4470 nucleotides long. NCBI's taxonomy places the organism in Eukaryota, Metazoa, Chordata, Mammalia, Rodentia, Cricetidae. The record is from RefSeq and is a predicted model, not a curated record.
UCCCUGUUGACAAAACAAAAACAAAAACAAACAAACAAAAAAAAAAAGCAAAAAAAUGGCAAAGUUAGAGGAAACCCAGGAUUCCAUGUUAGUUAAAAAGCCAAUUCAUUUGAACACAGUAAAAUCUAAAAUUCAGACUUUUGACAUUACUUCACAGAAAUGCAGGAAAUUUUGUUUGGGGAUGAUGAAGCUUCAACAGCAUCCAGCAAAUUCUGCAUUUAGCCUGCCUGUUUGGUGGUCACUCCCCUGAACCCUUACUUUAUAUUAAAAUCACACACCAUAUAGUUAGAGGACAAGACUGAGUGGACAGAAAAUUGACUUGAAAAAAGAUGUUUUCCCAGAAUUCUUAAUAUGGAACGAGUCCAUUAAAGAACAUUAAAAAAAAUGCAAAAACAUGAAGACAAGUAAUAAUUAUUCUGUGUAACAGAACACACUCUAAACAGAUUGGAGAAAAGCAUAUGUAAUAUCAGUUGUCACCUUCUCUACGGAGUAGAAGUAACUUGCUUAUUUAAAAAUACUUUAAAUGUUCAUGGGGGAAAGUUCCCAAGACUACUCAAGAGAACUGUCUGAAACUAAACACUGGGUUUCUUCUACUUUAAAAGUUCUUUGUACCAUGCUCUGUAUUUUUCAAAUGAAAUAAAAGAACAGUUGUCAUAAAAUAACUUACCUUUGAAUAAAUUCAGGAUACACUUAAAGUACAACCUUUAAGAGGCAUCAGUCAUCACAUGCUAAGUUGGAAGUCAGGUCAGAGAGGUAGUGCUGAGGUAGACUGCAAAGCAGGGCAGCUAUGGGAAACCUAUGACACUGUAAAAACAAAAGCUAGAAGAAUUGAUUUACAAACUUUUCCCUGUUAAAAACAUGAUAGUAAUUGAGGUCAAUUAAACUGAUUUGAAUAUUAUGGUACAGAGUUGAGGACCACUGACUCAAUCCUCAGUAUAAUUAAAUUUUUUUACUGAAGCUGCUUGCAGGGAAGCCUCCAUUAAGCUACAUUGAAGAUGUGCUGCCCAGAAGGUGAAGGGAAGGGUUUUUAAAGAUGAAGACUACAAUUACCUUGUUUCUGUGGAAUUUAUAGCUGCCUGAGAAACUGUUUCAUUCCCAUUGCCAACAUGAAGAUCCGCCUCAUUCCCCUGCACACAGCAAUAAGCACAUUUACAGAAGCCAGAGCACGUGGUUAAUUAUCUCACAGCAGUUACACCAUUCUUGAGAGGGUGCACAAUGCUAGGAGCUCAUCUUUCAGGAAUUUAGGGCAGAGGGCACCUGGUAUAGAAUGAAGUUUCCUUAACUAUCACAAUUAUACAAUGUAUACAGAUAUAUGUUUUAUAAAUAUCACAUGGUACCCAUUAGAUACUUAUAAAUUAUUUGUUAUUUUUUAAAGAACUUACCUAGUUAGUAAUCAUAUGUUCACACUUUUAAAAUAAAUGGCCCUGACUAGGGAGACUGCAGUUAAAUCCCGUACACACAAGCAAGAGGACCGAAUUCAGAUUCCCAGGAUCUUUCCUGUAAUUCCAGCUUCAGAAGACUGAAAAAUAUCAUGCCCUGAGCAAACUGGCUAUCUAAACUGUGUAACUGCAAGCUCGGAAUUUGAUUGAGAGACCUUGCCUCAGAAGAUAAAGUGAAAGAUCAACUGGACAAGAUACCUGGGGCUGGAGAGAUGGUUAAGAGCGCUUGUUACUCUUUCAUAGAACCUAGGGUUCUGUUCUUGGCACCCAUGCAGUGGCUCAGCUCACAACCAUCCUUAACUCUAGGAGUAAAUGCAGAGAUCUAACACUCUCAUCUGGUGUUCAAGAGCACUACACACACAUGUUGUACAGACAUGUAUUCAGGCAAAAUACUCAUACGCAUAGAAUAAAAAUAACAUCUUUUAAAAUAAGAUUCCCAGUAUCAAUCUCAGGCCUCAAAUGUAAAUUUGUGCGCGCACACACACACACACACACACACACACACACACACACACACACAAGAUGUAUGCAUACAUAUUCAUGAACACAUAUGGCGAGACAGAGGCAGGAAGAUUCCUAGGGUUUGCUGGCUCAAUGAGUUUUAGAUUCAGUGAUUCUACCUCACAAAAUAAAUUGGAGAAUAUGGUGAUUCUCCACCUCUGUAUAUCAAUAGGGUGUGGCACUAUUAGGAGGAAUGGCAUUGUUGGGAUAAGUAUAGCUUUGUUAAGAGUUUUGAGAUCUCAGAAGCUCAAGCGAGGCCUAAUGGUUCACAGUCUCUUCUGCUGCCUGUGGACCCAGAUAUAGAACUCUCAGUUACUUCUCCAACACCACGUCUGCCUUCGUGCCAUGUUGCACCAUGACAAUAGUGGACUAAACUUCUGAACUGUAAGCCAGCCAGUUAAAUGUUAAUAUUGGUGCAUGCACCUGUGCAUGUAGGUGUGGGUACAUGCAUGAGUGUGCACGUGGUUGUGGAGGCCGGGGAGCCAGCAUCUGGUGUCUUCCUGUCUUGGGUGGGGUUUUAUUGCUAUAAACGGGGAGGCCAGUCUGAGGCAGCCUGGAUAAAAUGAGCCCUGCGGGUGCUGGCUGUGUGGUAACCCACAGCUGUGCUCCAGGUCUCUGUUUUUAGGACCUGGUGCUUUAUUUUUCAAGCUCCAGUUCUGAGCAAUGAUCACGUGGCCUACUAAUCUUUCCACCCUUCCUGAGUAGAGUGGCCUCCUUGUUUAAGAGCCACCAGGAUCAGCUCUAGCUGGUAAGCACACCCUAGAGCGCCUGGGGGAAGGAAUACAGAGCAACAUCAGGUAGGAGACAGCCCAUAGAGAAGCGCAACCCUGACUGGGGAGGAGCUCCACAGCCUGCGGAAGAGUGCCACACAAGCUGAGGAGUGCAGCAAAGCCGCAGAGGACUUGGCAGGACUGCAGCUUGAUGUGGAUGGAGUUAAGGUGCAACAGAAGAAACCCAGCAGACAAAGGCAGACAGUGGCGUGGAUAAGCCUGAUAUUCCUGGGCAGGAGCGCAACCCCAUUGUCCCAGCCCCUUGAGCUGAGGCCCCGCCUUACUGCCAGCGGAUUGGCCUAGCCAGCACCACCUUGAGUCACCCGCCUCCAGGAGCGGCCUGGCCACGCCCACCUGUUGUGUCGCCCAGCACACUUUAAUUUCAGGAUUGUUGCGUCUAUUCACUUAGCUCAAAAGCUGCUCUCUGGCGGCCUGGCGCUCAGUUUCCUCUUCAUUCUGGUAACAUGCCGGCGGCGCCUCUCGACCCCCCCCGCCGCAGGAGGAAGACCCACGCUUUCUGGUGGUGUUUCCUGGGCAUCUGCGCAGAGGCCCUUCUGUUCCUGCUGUCUACUUUAUCAGAUGCCUGUGAACUACCCCCAGCGUUUGCAGCUAUGGAACUCAAGGACGAGCCUAAACCCUACUACGAGGUUGGAGAGACAAUACAGUAUGGAUGUAAAAAGGGUUACGUUUAUCUGCUUCCGUUCUCCAUGGUCGCUACCUGUGAGCCGAAUCACACAUGGGUCCCUAUUUCAGAUGACGGUUGUGUUAAAGUAAAAUGUGCUAGAUUACAGGACCCUUCAUUUGGCCAAGUACACUACAUAGAUGGCAAAAUUUCAUGGGGUAGCCGAGCUCAAUUUUCUUGUGUGGAGGGUUAUUACUUAGUUGGCACGCCACUUCUACACUGUAUGCUUAAAGGUGAUGAAGCAUACUGGGACGGUCCUUCUCCACGCUGUGAAAAGAUCUAUUGUUUACCACCUCCAAAAAUAAAAAAUGGAACAUACACCUUUAAUGAUAUAGAUAUAUUCCAAUACCGUGAAGCGGUAAUUUACACUUGUGAUCCUAACCCAGGACCAGAUAAGUUUUCCCUUAUUGGAAUGAGUGUGCUAUUCUGUUCUGGCUACAAAACCUGGAGUAGCAAGCCUCCAGAGUGUAAAGUGGUAAAAUGUCCACUUCCAUUACUACCAAAUGGAAGACAGGUAGCAGGAUUUGCCAGAAGAUUUUCCUAUCAAUCAACAGUGACGUUUGAGUGCGAGGUCGGUUUUUAUAUGCAGGGCAGUGACACAGUGGUCUGCAGCGAUAGUAGCAUUUGGGAGCCUCCAAUCCCAGUAUGUCUUCAAGGUCCCUUGGAUAUUCAUCCCACCAAGCAUCCAGUUUACAAUUACCCAGGAUAUCCUAGUACUCGUGAAGGAAUAUUUGGCCAAGAAUUAGAUGCAUGGAUUAUUGCUCUGAUUGUUAUUACUUCAAUUGUUGGAGUUGUUGUAAUUAUUCUCAUCAUACUCAGAUAUCUUGAGUACAGGAAGAAAGGGAAUAAAAGUAAGCAUAGAAGUCACAAGAAAAAGUCAACCUCAACCAUACGAACACGGAAAUCCUCAUCAUUGCCACGAACCCCAAGAAGUGUUUUAUCUUCUGCCUCUAAAAUAACUGUAUCUACAACACGAUGAGAAGUCCCAUGUGUGGAAGUCAUUACUGUUCCAUUUUUUGAAAACUGGCUCUUCAAGUCUGGCAAAAGUAAAAUUAUAUAUUUGCAGGAGCUUCAUUUA